This is a messenger RNA of Nakaseomyces glabratus, 1020 nucleotides long. The record is from the annotation of a RefSeq genome assembly. NCBI's taxonomy places the organism in Eukaryota, Fungi, Ascomycota, Saccharomycetes, Saccharomycetales, Saccharomycetaceae.
AUGAAAUUAAUAAAAUUAUUAAAAUUAAAUAUUAAUAAUAAUAAUAAUAAUAAAUUAUUAUUAAAGAAUUUAUUAUUAUUAAUAAAUAAGAAUAGAUUAAUAAAUAAAUUAAGUAAUAAUAAUAAAUAUUUAAGUGAAUUAAAUAAUAAAGGUAAUAGUUUACAACAUUUAAAUAAUAUAAAUAAUUGAAAAUUACAGAAUUAUAAUUAUAAUAAAAAUAAUCUUAUUAAUAAUUAUAUUAAUAGUAAAUUAAUUAAUAAAUUAUUAUAUAAAUUAAUAUCAUUAAAAAAUAAUAAAAUUAUUAUUAGUAAACCAUUAUAUAAAAUUAAUAUAAAUGUAAUUAAUAUUAGAUUUUAUUAUUAUAAUAUAAAUAAUUAUAAUUAUAAUAAUAAUAUUUAUUAUAUUAAUAUAAUUAAUAAAUUAAUAAAUAGAUUAAAUAUUAAUAUAAAUAAUUUAAGUAAUAUUUUAAGUUAUUAUUAUAAUAAAAAAGUUAUUAUUGAACCUAUUAAAUUAAAAUAUUUAUAUAAUAAUAAUGAAAUUAUAACUAAAUAUAUUAGUUUAUUAGAUAAUAAUAAAUAUAAUAAUGGUUUAUUAAUAGAAUAUCAAAGACUAUUAAAUAAUAUUAUGCCUAAAUUAAAUGAUCAUAAUAUCUCUAUAAAUUAUAUUAAUAAUAUUAAUAAUAUUAAUAAAUUAAAAUAUAAUAAUAUUUUAUUAAAUAAUAAUAAUAAUAUUAAUAAUAUUUAUAAUAAUAUUAAUAUUAAUAAUAAUAUAAAUUUAUUAAUGUUUAAAUAUUUAAUUGGUUGAUCUAUUAUGUUAAAAGGUAGAUUAAAUAAAAAUAUUAGUAGAAUUAGUACUCUAUAUUUAAAUAAUGGUACUUUUAAUAAUAAAAAAUAUUUAUGAGGUAAUUUAAAUAAUAAUUUUAAAUUAAAUUAUAUUAAUAGUAAUAAUAAUAUCUAUAACUAUAAUAAUAUUAAUAAAAAUGGUAAAUAUAAUAUUAAAGUUAAAUUAAAUUAUAUUUAA